This is a messenger RNA of Durio zibethinus, 1014 nucleotides long. It is a transcript of the gene U11/U12-31K, whose product is annotated as RNA recognition motif and CCHC-type zinc finger domains containing protein. NCBI's taxonomy places the organism in Eukaryota, Viridiplantae, Streptophyta, Magnoliopsida, Malvales, Malvaceae. Gene Ontology annotation, molecular function: zinc ion binding; RNA binding. Gene Ontology annotation, biological process: mRNA splicing, via spliceosome. Gene Ontology annotation, cellular component: U12-type spliceosomal complex. The record is from RefSeq and is a predicted model, not a curated record.
CCUCUUUUCUACUUAAACUAAAUAGCUUUGGAUUUUACAAUUUCCAAAUUAAAGAAAAUGACUUUGAAAAAGAAAUCCACCGUCAACAGCGAUAGCGAAGAAGACGAAACCUUUUAUUACCGCUACUCCUCCGCCGCAGCCCCACCGUCCUCUUCCUCCUCGAAAUCCAUAAACCCCAACCAAACCCACGCCAAAUCCGCCGGUGUUGGUGGGGGAUCCGGCGGUCUAGCCCCAUCGAAAUCAACCCUUUACGUCUCCAACCUCGACUACUCCCUCACAAACUCCGACCUGCACACUCUCUUCUCCACCUUCGGCAAAAUCGCCCGUGUAACUGUCCUCAAAGACCGCGCCACGCGAAAUUCGAGAGGGGUUGCCUUCGUCCAGUUUGUUUCCCGCGAUGACGCUUUAUCGGCGGCAAGUGUCAUGCACGGAAAAGUGCUCAACGGCAGAACACUCAGCGCUUCAAUCGCCUUUGAUAACGGACGAGCCCCGGAGUUUAUUAAGAAAAGGGUUUAUAAGGAUAAGUCGAGGUGUUAUGAAUGUGGGAUUAGUGGGCAUUUGUCUUAUGAGUGUCCGAAGAAUCAGUUGGGGCCAAGGGAGAGGCCAGUGCCAAAGAAAGCCCGGAGAGGUGGCGGCGGUGGCGAGAAAAUGGAUGAUGGUGGGUACUGGGGGGAGGAGGAAGCGGAUGGUGGAGAGGUGUUUGAGGAGGAGAAUUGGGCGUCAGUAGUUGAUGGGGCGGCGGAGGAGAGGUUGAGGAAAGUGGAGAUGGUGGAAGAAAGGAAGAAGAAGAAGAAGGUGACCAGAAAAGCGAGUUAUUUUAGUGAUGAGAGUGAUGAGGAAGAGUGAUUUAAUGGUGAAAAUGGAGAAAUGGGAUUGCUUUUUCAGGGUCAAUCUGAAAUCAAUUGAAUUUGAGAAAUUACACCGAAAAUGAUGUUGCUUCAUUGGUUCUACAUUCAAGGACCUUUUCACAAAGGAACUGAGUGGUAUGAGGGCAUCUUAAUGGACAAGCAGGAG